Molecule: messenger RNA, 647 nt
Organism: Trichoderma atroviride IMI 206040
Lineage: Eukaryota; Fungi; Ascomycota; Sordariomycetes; Hypocreales; Hypocreaceae
Source: RefSeq, a predicted model, not a curated record
UUCAAUAACAUCUUCUGCUGAGCAAGUUCACCAAGAGAAUAAAACAAUCUCAUUUUCAUCACAAUAAUACAUCCUCUUCAGCAUUGCCGUCACUGCCUGCAAACCAGCUCUUACAACAAUGUCCACUCCAAGCCCCAUAUUCCCCGCAUCCCUGCUGUCUAGCGAUGCCGCAGCAGCUCUCCCGGAUGGCUACACGAUCAGGCCGUUGGAAAAGGCAGAUUAUGCCAAGGGCUUUUUAGAAUGCCUCCGAGAUUUGACAUGGAUGGACAAUGUCACCGAGCAGGAAUUCAACGAGCGGUACGACGAGAUGAGCGGGCCCCCUUACUACUAUCUCGUCAUUGAAACAGCAGGUCGGAUUGUAGGCACGGGUGCCGUGAUUGUUGAGAAGAAGUUCAUUCAAAAUCGCACCACUGUCGGCCAUAUCGAGGAGAUCUGCAUCUCCAAAGACCAGCAGGGAAAGAAGCUGGGAUUCCACAUGCUCAACGCUCUAAACUCCGUGGCCAAGAACGUGGGAUGCCGGAAAACGAUUCUCAACUGCAGUGAGCACAACAUCAAAUUCUACGAAAAGUGCGGCUUCGAGGUUUCUAGUACCGAAAUGAAGAGGGAGUUUAAGGAGUAAAGGGCCUUGACUAGAUAUCACUCUUCAC